CGUUUCUGUCAUGUGACUCCGGUGCAGUCAGUUCCUUCUCGGCGCUACAAAUAUCAUCUCCAGCGCAGAGAGAGGGCAGGAACCGGUUCCGCUGUUCGGUUGGGCCCGGGGGAUGUGGCACUGACCCUGCGCUGUCCCCAUUGCUCUGUGUGUGGGAGCGGGAUGGAGUCGGAGCCGCUGCUCGGUGCCUUGGAGAAAAGUUGGAGCGUCAAUCCGAGUUUCGGCUCCAGGGAGGGCAUUGCUAAUGCCAGGAGCGGCUCCUACUCCUCUACGGGCUCCUCUGGGGGGUCUCUCCAUGGGGGCUCCUCCUGCGGGCAUCGCCAUACUGCUGACUUAGAAGAUCUUCAUGUGAAACAGGCAGUUGUUUUUAUUGAAGAUGCAAUACAGUAUCGCUCUAUAGACCAUCGUGUAGACCCAACUUCCCUACAGCUGUACCGCUGGUAUUACUCUGAUAUCUGCCAGUGGAUUCUGAAUGCGGCUAUAUUUGUCAAUUUGGCAUUGGCCUUUAUAGAAAAGCCGUCCUCCCUUUCUGCCACCUCAGACGUGCGUUACCGGGGGGCCAGUUGGCAGCCCCCAUGUGGUUUGACCGAGGGCAUCGAGUUCCUGACUUUCCUGCUAUUUGUAGCUGACGUUUCUGUUAAGAGCUAUUUAGUGGGUUGGAAUGAGUUUGUGAAGAGCAAGUGGUUACUGUGUUACAUCCUGAUGCUGGGCAUUUCCCUCGUGGACUGGACGGUUUCUCUGUGCUUCAUGUGUAAAGAGGGGUUUAGAAUGAGGAGGCUCCUUCGGCCGUUCUUCCUAUUACAGCACUCCUCUUUAAUGAAGAAGACCCUCAAAUGUAUCAAACGCACCUUACCUGAAAUGGGCAGUGUGAUGCUGCUCCUGGCCUUGCAUCUCUUCCUGUUCACCAUGUUUGGGAUGCUGCUGUUCGCUCACACCAAGGAUUCCCAAGUGGACGUGGAAUGGCAGCAGUAUUUCCGCAAUCUGCCGGACUCCCUGACGUCGCUGUUGGUGCUCCUGACUACCGCAAACAAUCCCGAUGUGAUGAUUCCAGCCUAUUCCAUACAUCGAGCGUAUUCUCUCUUCUUCAUUCUAUUCACCAUUAUAGGAAGCCUGAUUCUGAUGAACUUGCUCACAGCCAUUAUAUACAAUCAAUUCAGGGGCUACCUCAUGAAAUCCGUCCAGGCGUCACUGCUAAGGAGAAGAUUGGGCAUCCGGGCUGCAUUCGAAGUCCUGUCCUUCCAAAAAGAUGUCACCCUGCAAAGCACAGAAGAAACGAUUUUUGUGGAUUCUGUGACAUUCCUUAGAGUGUUGGACAAAGUGAAAAUGGACUAUUACUGCAAAACGGCAAUCAGAGAGAAAGCAAAAUCCUUUCAUAACGGGCGCAUCUGUGCCGAUAACUUCCAGAAACUCUUCGAUGAACUCGACAAGGACACAGUCAGACAGCAUCCGCCCGCCCCCACCUAUCGCUCUCCGUGCCUGAAGGUCCUGCAGAGAAUCGGCGGCCAUCGUUACUUAGACUACAUGGGCAACGUGGUCGUCAUCAUGAACCUGGUCUCAGUCUGUGUUGUCCUGGUGAUUGACGCGGAGAAGUCCGGCGGUGAUCGAGAUGACUUUGCUCUAGGGGCCAUCAACUGCUUCUUCAUCCUGUACUACGUGCUAGAGAUGGGCCUCAAAAUGUUCGCUCACGGCCUGAAAGGCUACUUCUCCUUCCCCAGCAACAUAUACGAUGGCCUUCUAACUGUUAUACUCUUGGUUUUGGAGGUGGCCACCUUUUCUUUGUACAGAUUCCCUCAUCCUGGUUGGAAACCCGACAUGCAGGGGGUGCUGUCCCUCUGGGAAAUGGUGCGACUCGUUAACAUGUUCAUCGUUUUCAGGUUCCUGCGCAUUAUCCCCAAUAUAAGGGUGAUGGCCUUGGUGGCUGGCACGGUACUGGAUCUUGUCAAGAAUCUGCGUGCGUUUGCCGGGAUCCUUUUGGUGGUAUACUAUGUGUUUGCUAUCAUUGGCAUCGACCUAUUCAAAGGUGCCAUUCCAGACCCAAACUCAAGCAAUUCCACCAAUAGCACGACCAGUAAUGAGCCUCCGCCCUGCGGCAGCUUCGAGCAGCUGCAAUACUGGCCAAACAACUUUGACGAUUUUGCCGCCGCCCUAGUGACGCUCUGGGAUGUGAUGGUGGUGAAUAACUGGCAGGUUUUCCUCGAUGCCUUUUCCAGAUACACGUCACCGUGGUCAAAGUUGUACUUUGUGGCAUGGUGGCUGCUGUCCUCUGUUAUCUGGAUUAACCUGUUUGUUGCGCUGAUCUUAGAGAAUUUCAUACAUAAGUGGGAUCGGAGCUGCCGGCCCCAUGUUUCCCCAGACCAGGAUGUUGAAUAUCACAUGACCGUGCAGCUUAUGUUCAGGGAAGAUCUAGAAGAGCCAACGGACGAGGAGCUUAUGGACCGACUCCAUCACCACCCCCACCUGCAUCUCUCCAGAUGACCUCCACUUUUUAUGGACUUUUUAACUAGAAGAGCCAACAUUGGAUUUUUGGUUUUUCGAACCAAUCACAUGGCACAUCUUAUUUUUCUAUUUUCGAAGAACCCGAUGCCUCUGGUGACCAUGCCCCGAGACCCCGGAUGUUUUUAUAAGGAAAGAUGUAUUUUUUAUUAUAUAUUUUUUUUAAUCUGCUGCUAAUAGGAGAGAUUUUACAUGCAAAGAAUUGGGAAGAACCAGUAACAUUAUUUUUUUUUUUAUAAUUAACUGUAUUAGAACUGGUCUGCAAUUAUGCAUAGCAUUUAAAGGGGAACUGAUCGUAUUGUCAUGUUUGAAUGAAGCAAAUAAGUAUUGAAUUUUCCUACAUUCACGCAAAAAUAGCAACCAGAUAGCUGAUUGGUUGUUAGAUUUCCCAUCAUUAUCUUUAUCUCUCUCUUCACCUGACAUUCCAACACAUAUCUGCUUACUUAACUGAUACCUGCCCAAAAUGGUAUGAUAGUGAUAGUUUUAGUUAUACAAAGUAAAAAAAUAGAGACCAGGCAAAAUGGCUUCCUACAGUCUGCUGAAAAUGCCAGUGGAAAUUCAUAUAUUUUCAUUU
Messenger RNA from Xenopus tropicalis (tropical clawed frog), 3067 nucleotides. It is a transcript of the gene tpcn2, whose product is annotated as two pore segment channel 2. The record is from RefSeq and is a predicted model, not a curated record. The transcript has 25 exons. Lineage: Eukaryota; Metazoa; Chordata; Amphibia; Anura; Pipidae. Bases 163 to 2475 code for a protein of 770 amino acids. Gene Ontology annotation, cellular component: lysosomal membrane; late endosome membrane; membrane. Gene Ontology annotation, molecular function: voltage-gated channel activity; monoatomic ion channel activity. Gene Ontology annotation, biological process: transmembrane transport; monoatomic cation transmembrane transport; monoatomic ion transport.